GUUGAAUAAUAAAAACAGAACGGAGAAAAAUCAUCGCGCAAAAAAUUCUCAAAAAAUGGUAGUCGACAUGGAGCUGGAAGAAGCUAAAACGAAAGUACUGAAUCUGAUGAGGGAGAAGGACAAAAUAGAGGCCCAAUUGGCGGAGUUGAAGGGCAUCUUGGACAAGAACCAUGUGGGGAUGACGGAGGCCCUGGUGGACUCUGAGGGCUACCCGAGAGCUGACAUUGAUGUCUACCAAGUAAGACACGCUCGAGCCAACAUAAUCUGUCUUCAGAAUGAUCAUAAAGCCUUGAUGAAGAGGAUUGAGGCAGGACUAAUCGAGGCGCAUUCAGUGGGGAGGGAAUGCCUACCGGAAUCAUCAGCCUCCUCAUCCCCUCGUUCUGCACCUGUGGCUUCUGUUCAGGACACCUCGUCACCUGGGGAACCCUUCGUCAGGGUUAAUCUCGUGUCGGAGGGAUCGCCAGCUGAACAAGCUGGACUGUGUGUCAACGAUCUCAUCACCGAAUUUGGAUCCGUCAACUCCCAAAACUUCAGAUCCCUCAAGGACAUCGGGGAUCUUGUGGCUCACAGCCUCAACAAACCUGUCAUUGUUAAAGUCAAACGCAGGAGCGAUUACACAGUUUUGACACUUGUGCCGAAGCCCUGGGCGGGCAAGGGACUCCUGGGGUGCAACAUAAUACUGUUGGAGAGUGUCGAGAGAUAAAUAGUGAUGAUGCAGAGGAGACUGAUUCAAUAUUUAUCCAUUUAGGUUAAUUAUUAUUAAUUCAGUGAAGAAGUGGGGGAAGGGGUACGACAGUUUUUUGAUGGGAAUAAUUCAGGAUUGACAGAGGAAAAUUCAAUUUUUUUACAUUUUGAAAGGUUUUUACAGACUUCAAAGUGAAAUUUGAGGUUUAUUCUGGAUACGAUUGGUUUUGGAGAAAAAUACUUCGACAUUUUUUUUUUUGAAAAAUGCGUCGUUGCUGAGAAAAAUUCGUAUUCAACGAGGUGAAAAAAAAUUUGAUCGUUUGUCAUGGUUCUAUCUAAAGAAAUUGUACUAUAAGGAAUUGUAAAAUUUAAUUCUUGAAAAAAUAAAAGAAGAACAUGCAGAUUAA
Diachasma alloeum is the source of this 1091-nucleotide messenger RNA. RefSeq names its product 26S proteasome non-ATPase regulatory subunit 9. Bases 56 to 703 code for a protein of 215 amino acids. Lineage: Eukaryota; Metazoa; Arthropoda; Insecta; Hymenoptera; Braconidae. Gene Ontology annotation, biological process: proteasome regulatory particle assembly. The record is from RefSeq and is a predicted model, not a curated record. Gene Ontology annotation, cellular component: cytoplasm; nucleus. Gene Ontology annotation, molecular function: protein binding. The transcript is spliced from 4 exons.